AUGUCCGAAGUAGAGGCGCAAUUCGUCAAGCGAGGACUAUGGGUAAACUGGAGCCAAGGACCCAUCAUGGGCCAAACACUGACUGUCGACUCUUCGGUCGCUAACGUAGUUGUUGCCCUCCUCGCAAUCUGCACCUCUAUCGGUACAGCGCAGCUGUUCAAUCUCGCAAUUUUCUUAUAUCAUCAGCUCAGAGCCCACGGCCAACCGUCGGAUGGACUUUAUUGGCAACAGCAAGCUCUGCUUAGAACGCUGCCUACGCCCACAGCUUUCGUCGCGGAUUACAUGAAGUUGUGGUGGAGUUGGCGCACUAAGUCCAAGAAAGCGUUGAUGCGAUCUUGGAUAGCAGCCGUCAUUGUUCUCUGCUAUGCUAUCGCGAGCAUCGCGGCCGGAAUUUCGACUAGCUAUGCCGUUGAUACAACCAAUCUCGAGGUACUCGUCGACAGUUCCCUUUGCCGCCUUGUCGACGUCCCUAAGCUCGCCGCGGAUGCGAACGCAUCUCUAGCAUUCGCGACUGGUAUGAUCCCAUACAUACACACAUAUACACAGAACUGCUACCAAAACACCACCACUGCACCUGCAACUUGUCGAAAUAUGUACAUACAACCAAAGGUCCCCUUGACUGUGGAGCAGGCCAGCUGCCCAUGGCAGCCUUCCCUUUGUCUUGAUGGUGAGCGUCCCGCUAUAUCCAUGGACUCGGGAUUAUUGGAUGUUAGUGCAACUUUCGGAUGGAAUCUGAAGGCCAGAGAUAACCUAUGGGUGCGACGUCGCACAACCUGCAACGUGCUACCGUUGGAGGGCCGUGAGAAGAAAGUCAACUUGUCUUCUCUAAGCGAUACGUUAGGUUUCGAACCUCUUCCCAACGAACAAGGGUAUGCGUACCUUUUCGGCAAUUACACGGACAUACCUCCAGAAAUGCACCCGGAGUAUCUAUAUAAAGCAAGCCUCUUGUUCGCGAACCGAACCAAGACAUAUGGCUCCAUAAGUACUAUCACCCGAGCACACAGUAAUUCGUUUAUGUGGGGACUAAAUUGGCGGACGCUUGACGAAAUGAACCGGACCGACGCCGACGUAGCCCUUGCCUUUAUAACCCUAAACAACGUGUUGUAUCACAACCCUGUGAAUGACCCUCUAUUCUCGGCGCAUCAAGAGGUUCCGUAUGGCAAUGGGCCUCUUUCACAAACAGAAUACAAGUCAGACCAUCUUGCUGGGGCGUUGGGAUGUGCUGUCCAGCACCAAUUUUGCGCUUCGAAGUCCAGUUCCGAUAAAAGCUGCACCUCAUUGGGUGCUCUCCCAGCCGAUGAUUCGUCUCUUGCAGCGCAGUUCUCUGAUCUCACAGGGCUACAGCAAUCCCUCAUGAAGCUUCUCUGGGCAGCCAGCUUCCUGAAUGAUGUGACUAACGGUGCAUCAUCAGAUGAGCUGUUAGCUUAUGGCCUCACUAUGAACGGUCUUGUAACGGAACUACCCGACAACCAAUGGGCCAAAGAAGUAGUGAACUGGGAGAACUACGCAUGGGCCGGUUUUCAGAUCAUGAUGUCAGAUGCAGCCAUUGGCCCAAUCACGCGCACGGAGUUGGCUGAUAGCUAUACUAACGCACCGGCAACGGCUGCGGACAGUGCGCUAUGUCAAUCGAUGAGGAUGCGCAAAGCUGGUGGUUUCGCGAAUGUGAACGUCUUUGGUCUCGCAUUCGUCUUGACCUUUUCCGCUAUCAUAUCAUUCAUCAACUUCUUCAUCCUUAGAUUUUUCAUUUUCCUCAAGCGAUUCCGCAAGACUCUUGCGCCACGACUGGAUCGUUGGGUCAACGACGGCAUCUUUCAGUUGCAACGGAGAGCUUUUGAGGCCAACGAGAGUACCACAUGGAUAGACUCAGAGAAGGAGAUUCCGACAACUACCUAUGCAACGACGAUGUCCGAGCUGCCCACGGUAAGGCGGACGAUCAGGCGCUCUGCCACCGCGGCUACGCUGGUCGACAAGAGCGCGAUACUGAAGUGGGAGUUGGAAGAACGACAGCCGACUAUAACAGAAUCGGAGCGCUCUUUGACCGCGCGAUCCGAUGAAUCUUUCACGGAUAGGGGGCAUGUGUCGCAGGGGGAGAUCAGCCUGGUGCAGCAUUCGUCGCCCAGCGCGCAUUCCCGAUGACAUGUUUCUUUUGC
Molecule: messenger RNA, 2150 nt
Organism: Paraphaeosphaeria sporulosa
Lineage: Eukaryota; Fungi; Ascomycota; Dothideomycetes; Pleosporales; Didymosphaeriaceae
Exons: 6
Coding region: 1-2136 (711 amino acids)
Source: RefSeq, a predicted model, not a curated record